Ceraceosorus guamensis is the source of this 591-nucleotide messenger RNA. RefSeq lists its product as hypothetical. The transcript is spliced from 3 exons. The coding region runs from base 1 to 591 and encodes 196 amino acids. NCBI's taxonomy places the organism in Eukaryota, Fungi, Basidiomycota, Exobasidiomycetes, Ceraceosorales, Ceraceosoraceae. Gene Ontology annotation, biological process: regulation of translational initiation. Gene Ontology annotation, cellular component: cytoplasm. The record is from RefSeq and is a predicted model, not a curated record.
AUGCACGACAUGUAUGCUUGGAGAGUGUUGAAGCUCAAGAGGGGAAGAGAUGGAUUGAGCGGACCUGGGGAUUGGGAAAUCGACCAGGGUUGCGAAGAUGAUGGAGAGAAAGCAGGAGGUAGAGCUGUUCUUCGAGCAAUCGAAAAGACAGGGGCGAGCGACGUACUGGUCAUCGUAUCUAGGUGGUAUGGAGGCACAAUGCUGGGUCCCAUUCGAUUCGAGCACAUCGAGAACUGCGCGACGGAGGCGCUGCGGCAAUUCCUCGACGACGAGGCUCUCGUACCUCUUCGCAAACAGCUUGGAGAUCUGGAUUCUGAGGUGCUCAAUUUGCGUGCUCGAAGCAGCACAUCUUCUUCGCAGACAGCCACACCUUCUACACUCGCGGCCACCGCCUCACCCACAUCGAGGAAAGUCGCUCCGACUUACGCAGACCUUACCAAAGAAAAGGCCGAGAGGCUAAUCUCGGCCAGAAGAAAGCAGGUGGAGAUGCUCAAGCGCAAAUUAUCUCAAGGUUCGUCGACGAAUCCUUCGCCUGCGAAUUUGGACAAUCUGGAUGCUGCGCAACGCGCUUUGGCCGUCUUGCCUCCGUGA